Hypoxylon trugodes is the source of this 3251-nucleotide messenger RNA. RefSeq names its product chitin synthase I. Lineage: Eukaryota; Fungi; Ascomycota; Sordariomycetes; Xylariales; Hypoxylaceae. The record is from RefSeq and is a predicted model, not a curated record. Bases 459 to 3134 code for a protein of 891 amino acids. Gene Ontology annotation, molecular function: chitin synthase activity. The transcript is spliced from 2 exons. Gene Ontology annotation, cellular component: cell septum; cell periphery.
GCUUAACCGCCUAAAGCGCCCACCCUCCCGUGUGGGAACAAGUAAUAAACCAUGUCGUAUAAUCGCUUAGGUAUGUAUCAUGACAUUAUCUUCCCUAUACACCCUAUCCUUGGCAAUUCUUCUCUUCUCCCUUUCGCCUCUCUUUUCUUCACUGCCGCUCGGUGUCGCCUUUUCGUCUUUGAGCAGCCACAGUCAUCGUCAUAACCCCCCUUACACACGCUCACUUUAACACCAACAACGCCUUGUGCGCAACACAAGCGCUUCCUACUGCUUUAUUUGCCUAGUUAAAGGCGACGUAGACUUCGUGGCGCAGGCGACACCUACAAAGCUUGGAUAGCUUGUCAUCGCUACUCGACGUACACAUACAUAGCUUUCUAUUGUAUAACAUUGGACGAAGUCAAUGGUUCUAACGAUUUUCUUUUUUUCUCUUUCUAGACGACGAUUACUACGAUCCUACCAUGGACAAUCAUAGGAUAGGUCGCACACCUUCACCAGGUCAUCCUCUUCAACAUGGAUACCAGCUCGACGAUGUCCCAUACGGGCACCACCCAGCAGUUGCUAGUAAUCUUGACAUACCUGCUGGUCCAGGAAGAUACACCCCGAGCGAUCAUCUCCCAUUGAACGCUGCGCAUUCCGCCGAUAAUCUCUCCCAGAGUCCAUACGACCAUAGCCAAGCCGGUUAUCAUUCUGACUACUCGGUAAACCCCGAGCAGCACCACGAUGCCUACUAUAACCAGCCCUAUGAGCCGCCGCAUUCUACUACCACGCCAUUCGCUGACCCCCAUGGUUAUGAUUAUGAUGACCAGCGACCAAUGCUAGCGCAGAAUGACCCUUACGCACAGGCCCAACCACAAGAACCGUACCGCGAUGACCCGCGCCAACAACAACAGGCGGGCGCUGGGAUCAAGAGAUGGAAGACGGUAAAACAAGUACUCUUGUACCGUGGAAACUUGGUUCUUGACUGCCCGGUACCACCGCGACUACUGAAUCAACUUCCUCACGGCGAGCGCGACGAGUUUACUCACAUGCGAUACACUGCUGCUACUUGCGAUCCGAAUGAUUUUUAUAAUGAGAAUUUCACUUUGCGACAGAAGCUCUUCAGCAAGCCUCGGCAUACUGAGUUGUUCAUUGUUAUUACCAUGUACAACGAAGACGAUAUUCUCUUUGCGCGAACCAUGAUUGGUGUAUUAAAGAACAUCGAAUACAUGUGUAGCCGGAAGGAAAGCAAGACGUGGGGACCAGAUGCUUGGAAAAAAAUUGUGGUUUGUGUGGUCAGCGAUGGACGUGCCAAAAUCAACCCUCGAACUAGGGCCCUUCUUUCGGGUAUGGGUGUCUACCAAGAAGGUAUUGCUAAACAGCAGGUCAACAACAAGGAUGUCACAGCGCAUAUUUACGAAUACACGACACAGGUGGGCAUGCAGAUUAAGAAUGAUGUUGUACAGCUCAUUCCCAAGAAGCAACCAGUGCAGAUGCUUUUCUGCUUGAAAGAAAAGAACCAGAAGAAGAUCAACUCCCACCGAUGGUUUUUCCAGGCGUUUGGUCGUGUGCUUGACCCAAAUAUUUGUGUUCUGAUCGAUGCCGGUACUAAACCGGGUAGCAAUUCUAUUUACCACCUUUGGAAGGCAUUUGAUCUCGAGCCUAUGUGUGCAGGUGCUUGUGGUGAGAUCAAGGCCAUGUUGGGAAGAGGUGGCAAGGAAUUGAUCAAUCCGCUUGUUGCGACCCAGAAUUUCGAGUACAAGAUGAGCAAUAUUCUUGACAAACCACUGGAAUCGGCUUUCGGAUUCAUUUCCGUCUUACCCGGUGCUUUCUCUGCGUAUCGAUAUGUCGCGCUCCAAAACGACAAGAACGGGCUGGGUCCAUUGGAGAAGUAUUUCAAGGGUGAAACGCUACACGGUGCUGGCGCUGGUGUUUUCACGGCCAAUAUGUACCUGGCCGAAGAUCGUAUUCUCUGUUUCGAGCUUGUCACGAAGCGCAACUGCCAUUGGAUUCUGCAGUAUGUCAAAUCUGCAACUGGAGAGACUGAUGUGCCUGACUCCGUGACUGAACUUAUCUUGCAACGUCGUCGUUGGCUUAAUGGUUCUUUCUUCGCGGCCAUUUACGCCAUUGCGCAUUUCUAUCAGUUUUUCCGCUCCGACCAUUCCAUCCUUCGCAAGUUGAUGUUCUUCGUGGAGUUUGUCUUCCAGACUGUUAACAUGAUAUUCGCCUGGUUUGCUAUUGGCAAUUUCUUCCUAGUGUUCAAGAUUUUGACAACGAGUCUUGGAGAUGACAAACUGGCGGGCAAAGUCGGUGAAAUUCUUGGAGUCGUUUUCGAAUGGUUUUACGGUAUAUCGUUAAUGGCAUGCUUCGUUCUGUCCAUGGGCAACCGCCCAGCGGGCUCUGGCAAGCUAUACACUGCCAUGGUUAUUUUCUGGUGUGUAAUCAUGAUAUACCUUACAUUCGCGGCUGUUUUCAUCACCGUUGUUGCCGUUCAAGAAGAAGUGGCCAAGGGCUUCCAGGUCAGCGAUAUAUUCAAGAACAAGCUUUUCUAUUCGCUUAUCGUGUCGAUGCUCUCAACUUACGGUCUUUGGCUCAUUGCCUCGCUAAUGAUGUUUGACCCAUGGCACAUGAUUACUUCCUUUAUCCAGUACCUACUCUUGACGCCGACAUAUGUCAAUGUUCUGAACGUUUACGCAUUUUGCAACACGCACGACAUAUCUUGGGGUACUAAGGGAGACGAUAAGGCCGAAGAACUACCCAAAGUCGAUACCAAGGACGGUAAAGGUAAGACCGAUUUGCCCGACGAGGGAGACUUGAACGCGCAAUACGAAAAGGAAUUGGCGGUUUUCGGCAAGAAGCACGUGGUUGUUCAGAAGCCCCCAAGUGACGCACAAAAGGCUGAGGCACAGAUGGAUUACUACCGCUGGAUCCGUUCUUUGGUGGUUCUUAUCUGGAUGAUCACCAACUUUGGCCUCGUCGCGUUAGUCCUUAGCACCGCUGGUCUUGAGAGGCUCUCCCCACAAGAAGAGGAAAACAACCAAAACUUCCGCUCGACAACAUAUAUGACAGUCAUUCUUUGGAGUGUUGCCGGGUUGAGUGCUUUCAAAUUCAUCGGCGCCCUUUGGUUUCUCAUCGUCCGUAUGUUCAGAGGCGUCUAGAGAGCUUCUGUUGCAGGCGUGUAUCAUUCAGUUACGAAUUAUCUUCUUUCACAAGGUGUCUAGAGGACGGUCCUCCUUGUAUUGUGGAGCAUUUGCUAGGUGGAAUGCUUACUUUGG